AUGGGAAAAAAACAUUGUUUUAGUGAUGAAAAGCGUUUUACUGAUUUUGUUUUACUGAGAUGUUUUACUGAUUUUCAGACCACUUUGGUUGACAGCAGAAAAAGUUAGUAAUUUUUUCUACGUUUUGGUAAUUUUUUGCUUGCUUAUUUAGUAAUUGCCUUGCAAAAUAUCUGGUCACACUGCCAUCACUAUUCACUUGCAUGCGUUUAAAAUAAUCCUCCAAGUCAGACACAGUACCAAAUUACCAAUGAAAAAACCCUGCAUUGAGCAGGUUUUACAAACUAUUGACGCGCAAACUAUUGACGCGCUAAACAAUGAAGGUACCGAAAGAAAAGAAGCUGCCUCAAAGUUGCUGGGAAAUUUGCAGAAUUCGGUAGGAAAUUUGCCUCUAUCUUGUCAUUGUUUGUUGUUUUCUUCGCAUUUAGGUUGUGGAAUUGAAGUAUGUCUUGUGUGCUGGUUGAAUAGUUUGGUUUAAUACUGCGGUUAUUAAUGUGUCUAUCUGUGUUUAUCAACUGGAUUUUUAGUCAUUUUAUAUAUUUGGUAUAGUGAAUGUAAUUUUUCCAAGCAAUUUCUUGCCUGUUGUCCAGAUAGACAUAAUUGCCAGCAUUGCAUAUCUGACACUAGCCUGCGAGCAGGCUCUCUGGGGAAAGAGAGCCUGCAAGGAUCCCUAUGAUGAUUGCGUGCCGCCCUUCAAUUAUGAUGUCACAGGUCAAUUAAUAACAACCAAUCAGCGCAGACCGGAAUACACUACGAUAUUGUAAACAUAAACCGAUUCGUUUCAAAUUCGUUAAUAGUUUCGUAUACAGACCGCCACUGUGGCAUACUAAAAAGUUAAAACGGCUCGAGGUUUUACAGAGUAAUAUAUCAAGUUGUACUUUUUAUUACAAUCUGCAUGUGUUUCUCCUGUAGGCACAGUAAGUUUUAAGUUGUAUAUUACCCGCUAACUAAUUCAGUUAUUUGGAAUUGCUUCGUGCUGCAAUAUAUAAUAUACACUGUAUACAGUCUAUAUAUAGUAAUAAUAUAACUUACUGAAAUUUAUGGCUUUGGUGAGACAUAGACAUAUAUGAUAUACCAUGGACAUUGGACAUAAUUUAAUAAUAUGUUUAUAGAUCAAAUUUUGCAACAAAAAGUGGAAUUGCAGUAAACAUGCAUGUGAUAAUUAUUGUAAACAAAGUGACGAGUAAAUUACUGUACAUUUUAACGCCGCAUACUUAUAAAUAUUAAAUAGUCAGUAUAACAUUGUAAAACAAGCUUAAUACACACAGUAAGCCAUAUGCACUGAAUAUUAUCAGAAUUCCCAAUAUUGUUUCAUAAAAGAGAAGCGAUAUAAUGCCUUGUCCCUAGGUUUCGGUUUGCGAAUUUGUGCAGUCUUUCUCAAGAAUUAUUCUUAGCUUAGGAGUCAGACAAGCCAAGGACACAAUAAAGCAUGCAAGCUUUUAGUAUUCGUCUUUAUAUGAAUACUAUAUUAAUUUACAGUAAAAAGUCAACCAGGAUCAAAAUACAUGACACUCUUAUCUCUACAUUGCCGCAAUUCCGAAGCUUUGCAUUGCUCGGUUUUACAAACAGGAAGUGCAAGUUUAUGGAAGCUUGUCAAUCACUUCAUAUGAAUCAGUUAUCAACCAAUCAGAGCACUGCGUCCAAAUAUUGGACGCAUGCACCGAAUCAUCAUAGGGAUCCUUGCAGGCUCUCUUUCCCCAGAGAGCCUGCUCGCAGGCUAGAGGAAACCUAAACUAACUUUAUUUAUACUGGAUAGUUCUAUCAGUUCUAAACUGUUCUUCCUAGAGGUCCAGUAAGGAUUGGAGGAAACCUAAACUAAACUAACUUUAUUUAUACUGGAUAGUUCUACCAGUUCUAAACUGUACUCCCUUGAAGUCCAGUAAGGAUCAUCUCUUAUUGAUCCAGUGUUACUACAGGAGGAAACCUAAACUAAACUAACUUUAUUUAUACUGGAUAGCUCUAUCAGUUAUAAACUGUUCUUCCUAGAGGUCCAGUAAGGACCAUCUCUUAUUGAUCCAGUGUUACUACAGGAGGAAACCUAAACUAAACUAACUUUAUUUAUACUGGAUAACUCUAUCAGUUCUGAACUGUUUCGACCGAGGCGAAAUUAGGUAUCAGAGGUGAAUCCAAUAACCAACACGAAAAGUAACCCACCUUGUUUUAUAGAUUCCACUGGCCUAUCCUCGUUGCUCGCGGGCGAUGUGUCGCCUCCUGCGAAGAACGACGCCCGCGGUCUGUUCAAAAGUUACCGUGACCGCUCGACCUCGGCCCAGGAAGCUGGACUACGCUCGACCAAAACACAGGAAACCCAUGCUGAUCCUAUAAGCUCUGGUCGAUUCUCACGUCCUCAGGCGAAUAUAGAAAGUAACCAGUCGAAUAGACAUUCAAUGACGUCAUUCCCGCCUUCCACUGCCGGAGUAAAAAUGAGGUAAUGAAUAUUAGUUGAGCGCAAUGGAGUGAAUGGACCUAUUCUUUACUGAACAAAAUUUUGAUUUUUUCACCACAGCUUGAAAGAGCAUCACAAAAUUAGUAAUAUUCCGAAGUUUCAUUGCGAAAUGUUGUAAAAUGCGGAUAAUAUAGCCUUGCGAAGUUUGCCGUUUUUCAGUCAUUUUGUAUUACGCACGGGAAAUUGAUACCAUUUUUCAGAAAGCGGUAUCUUCCCGUGCGUAAUACAAAAUGACUGAAAAACGGCAAACUUCGAAGGGCUAUAUUAUCCGCAUUUUACAACAUUUCGCAACGACACUUCGGAAUACUAAUUUUGUGAUGCUCUUUCAAGCUGUGAUAAAAUUUUUGUCUAGACUUGUCUAGAUCAAAAUUUUGUUCAUUAGGUAAUAGGUCCAUAUAAGCUAUUAGAAAUAUUAAUGAUAUAGUUAAAUGGAUAAAACGAGGAUGAGAGUGCAUGAUAGUUGACAGUCACGCGAGCUUUGUUAGCUGUUCUUAAUGCUUUCCCAACACUAUCAUGUAUGUUAUUUAAGUUUAAACAUAGUUGGAACAUUCAUCAAACCUUUAUUUUGUUAAUCUAGAGCUUGAAAUGCCCCCUGUAACAAUGCGUGACUACCAACUCUCAUCAACUCUCAGCCUCGUUGUAUCGUAGCUUUAAAGUACCACUUACCCACAAAAUAAUUUUCGGUAUGUGUAAUAUUUGGGUCAUUCUACAAAUGCAAUAUAUCUUUAUUGUAAAAACCUGAUGUCAAAGUUUCCGGAAUUAAAAUGAAUUGCAAACUAGUCUUCCUUUGUUUUUGCUGCCAAAAUUCAUCUAAUAACGUCACAUCCGGAAACACUGACAGUAAAAAAGUUGAUGAAGAUGAGGUUUCUUACUAUGAAGAUGCGUGACAUUUCUUCUCAAAAUGACCCAAAUAUCACACUUCAAUAGGUAGCUAGGUAAACAGGAAGGUAGGUUGGUCUUUAUUUGAUAAGCUACCAGUUGGCUGUGAUGUUAGGUUUAGCGUUGUUGGUGGCAUGUUGGUUAGUGCAUUAUCACAUGUGUCGUUGACCUUUGCAUGUGCCUAGAUUCCUGCAAAAUACAGUUGCCUGAUUAUAAUUUCAUCUCAGUCACAUGGGAGAAGAGUGCUUCCAGUUUGACUCUACCAAACACCGUAGGUUUUCUCCUGCAGUAACACUGGACCAAAAUAAACGAUGGUUCGUAACCACACAUUCACGGAAAACAGUUUAGAACUGAUAGAACUUCCAGUAUAGAGAGUCCAGAUUUUCUUUUUGUAACACUGGAUCAAUGAAGGGAAAGCCUUUUGGGAGAACAGUUUAAAAUUCACAGAGAAGGCAGUUUGGUUAUCGCCUUAUCGGUCACCGAAUUCGCAUCCUACAUCGAAUUCUCGGCCAGUUUCUGACGUUUGAACAAUCCGAUACAAAUUCCUUGUUCACACGCCAUUUCAUACUUUGCGGUGUUUUAUAUCCGCCCACUAAUGCAUAACUGAUAUUAAUCCUUGUCCAUUUUGGUGUUGAAAUACAUGCUUAUAAGUGUUCUUGUGAAAUUUGGCAACUGUUACGUGCCAUUGCGUUGCUUUGUUGAAUGAAGGCGAAAAAAGAUUGUGUUUAUAAUUUUAUAUUAUCUUUAUUACUGAGGAAACAUUAAGAGUAUUGUGCUAUGUUAUCAACCAUGUAUUUCUCGUAAGUUGAUUUAAUUAUGUUAAUUAAGAUAACGUGAUAAGUGCUUGAUUUGUUUUGGUUUGAUAUUUCAUCUACGCUCAACACGAGUGUCUGUGUGUACUAGUUCUCUCAAGGCUUGCUAUAUACUGUUAGUGUAGUAUUUGAUUCAAUGUUAGGUUUAGAGGAUAACAAUUUCCAAAUCUGAAGGUAUCAAAAUACAUGGUUUUCAUUAGGUUUCCACCUUCAUAUGAUCUGAUGUUAUUCAGAACUCACUAAUGAGUUUAAAAUAGGCAGCUGUAGUAUUCGUGUUCUUGAUUGUGAUCUGAUGUUGUACAGAACUUACUGCUGAGUAGUUAAGCAUGGUUAGAGCAUACAACGGUAGUACAUGCUCUUGAAUGUGGGCUACCUUAAAGUGAUCUGAUGUUGUACAGAACUCAAUGCCGAGUUAAGCACUUUAAACUUUAGGUUUAAAAUUUAGGUUUAAAAUGUAUGUUUAAAAUGUAGGUUUAAAAUGUAGGUUUAAAAUUUAGGUUUAAAAUUUAGGUUUAAAAUUUAGGUUUAAAAUUUAGGUUUAAAAAUUAGGUUUAAAAUUUAGGUUUAAAAUUUAGGUUUAAAAUUUACUGGUUAGAUCAUGCAGAGGUAGUACAAUUUCUUGAAUUUGGGCCAUCAUAAAGUGAUCUGAUGUUGUACAAAACUCUCAAUGUUGAGUUAAGCAUUGUUAGAUCUGAAUGCAGACAUACUGCCGUAGUACUUGUCUUGACAGUCUUGUACUGAGAAUAAUUGAAAAAAUUGAAAUGGAAUUUUGUCUCAUCGUGGGAUUUAGACAACAGAAAUCAGAUAUUUCCUCCCAACUGAUGAGCCACCUGGCCUACAAAAAUGAUGUUAUAUCUAAAAGGAACCUUCCUUGCUAACUAAAUUUUUCUAUUUUGUUAUCAGAGAGAAGCCAACGACUCGAAGCAAUGUCCCAUCUUGGUAUAGAGAGUUUCAAAAAGGAAAAGAAGUUUCUGAAAAGGAGAUCACAGAAGAUCAAAACAAUCCCCGAAGUUACCAAGGUUGGUGGGAUUAA
This is a messenger RNA of Paramuricea clavata, 5167 nucleotides long. Lineage: Eukaryota; Metazoa; Cnidaria; Anthozoa; Malacalcyonacea; Plexauridae. The record is from the annotation of a GenBank genome assembly.